CGCUUGAGAUUUGCUCUAACAGCCUAUCCCAGUUUGAAACACUCACUUAAGAGUGUCUCUCUCUCACACACACACAGAUACACACGCUACACCCCCCCUCCAAAAAAAGAACACACUCCUUCAACUCCAUCGGUGGGGAGAACAUAGCUAUCGGAUGAGAUUUGUUUCCAAACGCGCACCGAUGGCGGUGUGAGGCGUUUGGUUUGAGAAGUACGAGCGGCGCUUUGGAUUUGUGGGCAAUUCUUCUUCUUUUUUCUCCAUUUUUUUUUUGUUCAUCUGCUGAAUCCUGCUUUAGGGAAAUUAACAAAGAUAUGGAUUACUCACUUUGUCUAUUCCUACUCUUGGCGACUGUUUCGUCUGAGUCGAGCGGGCAAUUCCCAACAUCGCAGAUGAUAAAGGAAUGGGUGGACCAAAUGCAAAAAGAUUUGAUCGCUUUAACAGACACAGCCACUGGCAUGCAGGACCUAAUAGAGAUAUAUCAUAAACACAGAAAGCACUUCAGAGUGGAGUCCAACAAUGCGCAGGAGCUGGUGGCAACGGCUGCUGGGAACAUAGAGAGACUGCUGGCUAACCGCUCCGAAGCCCUAAAGAGGCUGGCAACAGAAGCAGAAAAGCUUCAGAUGCAACACGUGUGGCAGGACGACAGCGACGUCGAGAAAAUCAAUUACUACAAUGCCAAAGACGACCUUAGUGGGAUAGAAAGCGAGUCAGAUACAGAAGGGAAGAAAGAUGGAAAGGAGAAGAAGAGGAUCCCAUACAUUCCCGAGGAUUUCAGUUUUGACCCAGACUUCAAACGAGACGUCUCCUACAACACAACUGCCGUCCACAUCCCAACGGAUAUAUACGAAGGGUCUACCAUCAUUCUGAAUGAGUUAAACUGGACAGAAGCCUUGGAGGAUGUUUUCCGGAAGAACAAAGAGGAAGAUCCCUCUCUCCUCUGGCAAGUGUUUGGCUCUGCCACAGGACUGGCUCGUUACUUCCCAGCAUCCCCAUGGAUGGACCUAAGCAAAUCACAGAAUAAGAUUGACCUCUACGAUGUGCGCAGACGACCAUGGUACAUCCAGGGGGCCGCCUCACCCAAGGACAUGCUGAUCCUGGUGGAUGCGAGCGGCAGCGUGUCGGGGCUCACGCUCAAACUCAUCAAAAUAUCCGUCAGCAAGAUGCUGGAGACCCUCUCGGAUGAUGACUUUGUGAACGUGGUUUCUUUCCAAAAUGUCGCCAAGAAUGUGUCGUGCUUUGGGAACCUUGUGCAGGCUAAUGUAAGGAACAAGAAGAUACUGAAAAACGCUGUGGAGAACAUCACUGCGAAUCUCAGCACCAAUUACACAGCUGGCUUUGAGACGGCCUUUGAACAGCUUAAACAGAUGAAUUACUCUAGGGCCAACUGUAACAAGAUUAUUAUGCUUUUCACUGAUGGCGGAGAGGAUAGAGCAGAGAAGAUCUUUCAACUUGAAAACCCACAAAAAAACGUGCGUGUCUUUACGUUUUCAGUAGGUAAACACAACUACGACAAGGCGCCGAUACAGUCGAUGGCCUGCAACAAUAAAGGUUAUUACUAUGAGAUCCCAUCUAUAGGUGCCAUUCGGCUAAAUACUCAGGAGUACCUGGAUGUUCUGGGCAGGCCUAUGGUUAAAGCUAAACAAAAGGCCAAGCACGUUCAGUGGACUAACGUCUACCUGGAUGCUUUGGAGCUUGGCCUGGUGAUCACUGGAACGCUGCCUGUCUUCAACAAAACCGGCACAGGCUCAAAGAAACCUCAAAACCAGCUUAUCUUGGGGGUUAUGGCGAUAGAUGUGUCCCUGGAUGAUAUCAGGAGACUGACUCCUCAGUACACUUUUGGUCCAAAUGGCUACUACUUUGCCAUCGAUCCAAAUGGAUACGUGUUGCUUCAUCCUAAUCUGAACCCACAGACCGCCAAGUUUCAUGAACCUGUAACACUGGAUUUCCUAGAUGCAGAGAUCGAGGAUGACAUCAAAGUGCAGAUAAGAAAACAAAUGAUUGAAGGUGAAACAGGAAGUACGACUAUAUCUACACUGCUGAAAUCAACAGAUAAGCGUUACAUCGAUCGAGGUCAGAGGAUGUACACCUUUGCGCCGGUGAAGGGGACAGACUACAGCCUGGCCCUAGUCCUGCCCGAGUACAGCAUGCAUUACAUCCGUGCAACAAUUGGCGACACAAUCACCCAGGCUAAAUCGUUUUUGGGGAAAAAUGUUUCUGAAAGCCUCAUGGCUGACAAGUUUGAUGAAUAUGGCUACACACUGAUUGCACCGAGAGAUUACUGCAAGGACUUAAAGCCUGAUGCCAACACCACCGAGUUCCUCAAGAGGUUUAACGAUUACAUUGACAGGAAGACUCCAAACAACCCCAUGUGCAAUGUGGAUUUGGUGAACCGAUUGCUCCUCGAUGCUGGCAUCACCUCCGAUCUAAUCAAGAUAUGGAAAGAAAACGAUCCGAUAAACGGUGUCAUGUCCAGAUAUGUUGCGACUGAAGGAGGGAUCACACGAGUCUACCCCACAAGUAAUGGCCUGGACUGGACUGGACAAGCGGAGACGUAUGAUUUAAGCUUCUACAAGCGAAGUUUGGACAACGAUCUGUACAUCUUCACUCCAACUGUAUUCGAAAAUAUUUCUCAAUAUGAGGGUUCAGUUCUAGUGAGUAAAGCAGUAAACCUCAAGAUUGACGAUACCACACUCAAACCAGCUGUGGUCGGUGUACAUUUGGACAUAGAUAUGUGGAGAGAGAUCUUCUCCAACACCUCACAGAGAAAAAGUUGCAAGGAUGAGCUGUGUGGCUGUACGAUAGGCGAUAAGAAUUUAAACUGUUAUAUUCUGGAUGAUGGAGGCUUCUUGGUGAUGACCAAUCAGAUUGACCAUUUUAAUGAGAUUGGGAAAUUCUUCGGUGAGAUCGACCCUUGUAUUAUGAGAAGCUUGAUCAACUCGUCUCUGUACACCAAUAAGAGUACGUAUAACUACCAGUCGCUCUGUGAUCCCAAGAAAGAGGACAAAACAUCUGCCGGGAUGCGAUCCGUCUACGUGCCCACAAUAGCAGAUAUAUUAAAUGUGGGAUGGUGGGCAACUGCUGCUGCCUGGUCAAUAAUGCAACAGCUAGUGGUCAGCAUCACAUUACCUAACUUCGGGGAAGCAGCUACUGAUGAUGCACCGGAUGUGGAGAAGGAGGUCUGCAUCAAGGAGGAAUAUCAAUACUACUUUGAGAAUGACAGCCUGUCUUUUAGAGGCGUAAUCGACACAGAGAAGUGCUCAAGGCUCUAUCACGCCGAAAGGCUGCCCAAGACGAACCUCGUCUUCAUCGUUGCAGAAACAGAACAUGGAUGUGAAUGUCAGGAAAAGAUAUUAAAGCAGGAAGAACAGGAGUCACAAGGGCCUGAUCCUUGUCAAUUGGCUUCUGAGCCGCGGUACAGGAAGGGACCUGCAGCUUGUUUUGAUAACAAUAGUCAUGAAGAUAACGCUGACUGUGGCGGAGUGUCCGGCCUGACUCCGUCGCUGUGGCUAGUGUUGUCCCUUCAACUGCUACUGGUCUGGGUUGUGACUGACACCAGACACCAUGCCAUCCCAUCAUGACCUCCGAAUAACAUANUCCAACCCUGUAUCUCCACCCCUUCGUAUCUCCAACAUGGCAACCAGCAUGCAGCGCUGCCACCAAAAUGAUGAGCGCCCGAUGAAAAGCGCUUUAAACAGACAAAAAAAACGUGAGCCCCGCGUUCUGCCAGUUUCUUUUGUAUUAUCAGCGGUUUCUCUUAAGGAUUUCACAAGGGCACAAGUGACGAAAGAAAUGCAUAUCAGAAUAUAAUGAUAUGAAAGCUAGGAAAGACCUCAACUUAUCUGUUCGUCAUCCUUAAGUGGUGCCCGCCAGCUGAGAUUAGAGGAAUCCAAAGAUUCGUUUUGAUUGGCGAGUUUUUGUCUGACUUGGUUUCUUACAAAGAGACUCAACUGCCUUACAGUAUCAGAGGGAUUUAAAUCACAAUGGGUGGACUUGCUGUUUAUUGAAUAUGUUGGGCAGUUAUAUUCACCACUGCCAGAAACAGCGCAGCCCUUUGCAAGAGUAUAUUUUGAAUCGAUUUGCAGUGGUUAGUUAUUAGGUAUUUAUUGUUUUUUUGGUUAAGGAAUUGGCCAAGAUCAGAGCAAGAGAUGCCAAAUCAUCACAUCAUCACGAGCUCUUGCCCUUCGUUUGCCUCAUCUGGAUUGCUCGUAAUAAUAUUGUCUCAGUCUGAUUUUUAGAUAACAUUACCCAGAGCAUUUACACAGUGUCUCUGAGGACAUUGUCUUCACUUCACUAUGCUGUUCUUUAAUGUAGAUGCUGUUUUUUUGCAGUGUGAAAGUCAUGUUCAUUGUUAUGUUUUUGCACAAAAGCGGAACCUCCUACUGCCACAGAGUGCUUGUUUUUGAGUGUACAGAUUUUGACAUUGUAGCUGAUCAUAUGGAUUUUCUGCCUUGGUUUUGGAUAGCCCCGGUAAAAACUUUGCUGCCAUAGCACGCAUAAACCAGUCAGGACAAGCUUGGCUGGUGUCCUGUACCUACUCAGUGGACAAAAUCUCUAGUGCCAUGUGGACUCUGUGACUCAUACAAACCCCUUUUUAGACUGUGGCUGCUGAAUGGGAAAUGGUAAUAAUAGUAUUUAAUUAUUUAAAGGUUAUUUGACCGAAGAGUCAGGAUAUCAUUGUGCUUUUUUUUUAUAAUAGCCACAAUUUAAAAAAAAAAAAGAGUUACAGGAAAUUUGUAUUCAACAUUUAUGUCAAAAUUUGGUCAAAAUGAAGGGGAAAAGGGUAUAUUUGUAUUCACUGCUGUCACUUUUUAAAUGAAAUGACUACUGUCGGCACUGCAAUUCAAAGUGCAGCUGCUGUUUCUCUUCAUGGUUUGAUCUCCUUGCUGAAGAGAUGAACAGCCUUUAUAUCUGUGUAGUGGUGAAGUUGCCUCUGUCAUAUUUAUUAUACUGUGAUAUCAGCUACUAUACAAGAGCUUCAUACUAUCACUCUGGCUGAUAUAUCAGUUUCUCAACAAAAAAAGUUCAUCCUUUUUCAUUUUGUGUGCCUUCUUCUCAUAUUUAUUACAUAUAUUAAAAAUACCUACAUAAUCCAUGUGAUGUGCUGAUACUACUGUACAUGGUUUUAUUAAAUUUUUGUGAUUGUAAUUGCCAAAGAGAGAACAGUAAAGUACAUUUCUUUGUGAAGGAAAAAAAAGCGCUAAUCAGUCGAACCACUGCUUUAAAGCAAAUAUAUCUGCUGUAAAAACAAUAACAAAUUUCACAGGGCCAAACUGGAUUCCUAUCAAAGCCAAAUAUCAAUGUCAACAAAUGAAAAACACUUCAUGAAUUUUGGGAGGAAAAUAUUUUGAAUAUGCAGUAUGUGGAAAACAAUUAUACAGCUCAUUUGCGUACUUAUACAGUCUUUAUUGGCAGGAAAUAAUAGCCAGACUUCAAACUUGGAUGUGAUUGUUUGAAACAAGUUUUAAAUCUUUAAGAUAAAACUGCCAUUUUUACAUAAACCAGCUGACUUGGCCGUUUGUUUUGACGAUGAUUAAUAUUUAGGACUUUAACAGGAACCAAUCACAUCAUUUUAAAUAAAAUUGGACAUGUGUGAUGCCUUUCAUUUAGAAGUUGGUCAUAUCCCAGGGUUGAGACUAUUUUUUGUUCCUUGUUUAGUAACAUGAGAUAGUUCGGGAUGUGUACUCUGUGGUUAAAUGUGAAAAAGGCUUUCAUGCUGAGCAUUCACACCAAAUGUUAGAUUUGAACAUUAAAACAAAUCAACAAUUAUUUGUUUAUGGCACUCGAAAUGUCAACAGUGUAGGAAAUUGUGGACGCUAGGAAGCGAGACCGAGGAGUGCGUCUUUUUGUGUAUUCUCCAUAAACACUGGCGGAUGUUUCCAGAGAACUACUUAAUUUUGUGGGGAAGUUGAAAACCACACAAUUUAAUCUACACGUAUCACAUUACCACUAACAUUCACCCUCUUCAGAAUCCUUUCUUUGGCUAAACAAUUACAUCACAAUGACUUAUGUCAGUUUUUUGUGUGACGCAUUUCUGCAAGUCCCGUCAAGACAUACUAGCUCUUCUGACUUCUUUUGUGGCAAAGCUCCACCACCGCCAAUAAAUCAAAACCAUCAUUGUCAGGAAGUUUCACAAAGGAACUUUUUAUUUCCAAUGUUUUCCUCUAUCUUUAACUAUAAUCUUCCAAAAAGAUGUGGUGAAAAUAACAAUGGCAUUUAUGCUCCGCAUUUAUUAACCCUUAUGAAUAUCAAGUGCCAUAUCCAGUAGGUCUUGUAUUCUCUUGUGGAGAAGCCUAUUACUAUAACAUUUAUGCAAUGUUACCAAGGCAAGAUACAUUUCAAAUUGUUUCAGUGUGCUGCAUGAUAUUCCUGCUUUACUAUGUAAUGAUAGAAAGCAUAAUAUACUGAGCGUUCGGCAUUAGUUCGUGAUAUGUUAAGGUAUGGCCAGCUAAUACUGCCGUCUCUUGAGGGGACAGCAUUUGGCUCUGCUGAGGAACAAAAGAGAACCAGAUAGGUAAACAUGAUGUUUGAAAUCACUGUUCAGUCUUUCUGAUCGAUUCAGACCAUGUUGUUUACAAUUAUUUAAGGAACAUGCCAGUAAUUUAGCUCAUUUACUACAAUUCAUGAGUACUUUAUCCACUUGCCAGUAGUUUUCCAAACCAUGUUGGAAUGUUUGGUAUUUCAACUAUCAGGUGAACGCAAACUGAUGACACUCAGAGGAUUAAGCCUUCUGGCUUUGUUGGUCUUUUGACUUUAAGAGCUCAAGUAAAUAUUUCACCAAUAAAUAUCCACACUGAUUAGAUUGAACUGGACUCUGAAGCAUCAUGGGCAUAGUCUUUACUGAGUUCACUUCCUUUUGCACCAUUCAUUAAUGGGCUUUAGCCACUGGAUGGGUAGACAUGGACAUUGGUGUGCUUGUCCCCUAAAAUGCCUUUUGACUUUUCUUUUGGCAAACCCUGGCUCAGUUUGUUAUUUGGAGGCAUGGCGCUUUAUGUGAUAAUAUGUCACUGACAAACUAUCCACUAACUCAUCUUAACUGGAGUCAGCCUGGGACCAUCAAACAUCUUUGCAGUGUUUUUAUUGCAACUGACUGACAAAUAAUGCAGUUAAUUGUGCUAGCAGAUGUCUGUGCUCCAGUCAGUGAGUGAAAUUCACUCUAUUGUAUUUGUAUAUUUAUUGCAUGUAUGCAUGAUACUUCUGCACUGUCCGUGCAUGCACCUAUGGUUAGGCAUUUACGUCCUUGUCCAAAUACGGUAAUAUUUGACUUAAAAAACCAUUUUUAUUUAUUUAUUUCUGAUGGACAUGAUGUGUCCCUCUGUCACUGAUUUGAAGCAGGACCUUAUAAACCAAUGGGUCAUAUAGUGUUGGCUAAUCAGUCAUUUAUAUACCGUAUAUGGCUGUACUUUGUUUUUAUUAGUAAUUUGGAAAUGUUACAGUGAUAACACAGGAAAUCACAAAGGAACAUGGUAAACACAAUGCCUGCCAACAUUAGCAUGAUACAAUGGUGACUGUGAGCAUGCUGCAUAUUAGUGUUAGCAGUUAGCUUAAGAUAUCGCUCUGCAGUAUAUUAUCUUAAAGCAGCUAGUAUUGCUGUAGUUAUUUGUCUGGUCUUACCCCUACAUUACAGACCGCAGUUAGUUUCCAUGCAUUUGUAUGAAUAUAAAAUAGAAGAAACUUACUUAAUGUAAUGAUCUUUAAUGAAUGUAAACCAAUGUCCAUGCAAGUGUUAACAAAACUGCAAAACAAUUGGUAGUGUAGUAACUCUAGUACUAAAUGUUCUGAAGUAUACAUGAAAUGUAGUUAUUUAGCUAAAAAUGCUGGCAUGGUGAUUCAGUCGCUUUGCUCAAAGAAGUAAUUUGAUCUGAUGAAACGCUUCAACAGAAUCCCUUUAGAGAUGCAUGGAAAACAAUGGAGAAAGAACAUAACCUCCACAGCCAUCCAGAUGUUUCAUUCUACUCUUAAGUGCUAAAAUCAGAUGCUGUCACCUCAGGAAUAAUGUACUCUAGAUGUGAUAUGAAGUGUUUUUGAUUCUGUUGGUGCUCUUGGUGUGGAUCGUGUGGGUUGGCCUUUUUAUUUCUGGAACCUUUUGUGUGUAUGCGUGUCUAUUACCUUCCUGCCAGUCUAGCAGAUGAUUGAUGGGCCUGUUGGUCAGUCUUUCUCUGCCUUUGUUUUUUACGGCAGGCCACCAAGUACUUCGACAGUCUCCGCUUCGGAUGGGUCUAAGUGGGCCUCUCUGUCAGUCUCCCUUGAUUGUGGUUUAGUAUGUUACACUUGAUUUUUCCAGAGUGAGUCAUGUUAAAACAAAAAAUGUAAAAUAGAAAAAAAGAACAAUGUUUAUAAUCCUGGGAAAGAAAAAAGUUUUUGUUCAUGUGCAAAUAAGGUAUAUACAGAAUAAAACUUUAUCAUUACUA
Molecule: messenger RNA, 8408 nt
Organism: Neolamprologus brichardi
Lineage: Eukaryota; Metazoa; Chordata; Actinopteri; Cichliformes; Cichlidae
Source: RefSeq, a predicted model, not a curated record